UAGUAAAACAUAUUAUCUCCUCCCCACUAUCCUGAUAAGAGGCGUGAGUUAUGAGUUCUGAUGAUUGCUGUGAUCACCAUAAGUGAUGUUAUCAGGGAACCAGUGAUAAGAUUGUGCAGGGUGUGUUGUCUCAGUCUUCUGCAGCUGAAGUGGGCAGCAGCUGCCUACACCGAGGAAGCAACAGUAUCAAAAGCUGAGGAUACUUUUAGAGAAACUCAUGAAAAAUGUUUUAAGGAAUCCUUUGGCAUCUCAAAACACUGAUGUUGGUCAAAAGGCAGAGUGGACAGUAUAAAAAAUAUUGACCUCCACAUUGCUGUAGAUUUGAAGAAAGUUGUCAGUACCUUCACCUGGAAGCAGAGACUGGAAAAGCAAGUUGGAACAUCACAAUGUGCAGGAGGAGAUGGUUAAGCUCCCCCUGAUUAUUAUAUAAGGAAGGCUUGCUGUGGUUUUGAUAGGAAGCAAAGAUUAGAAUAACAAGUGGAAACAUCCUGAAGCGUGUAUGGAAAAUUGUGAUACCUGUCAAUUGUAGUGUGAGAAGCAAAGAACUGCACCCAGCCUGAUCAGGUCCAUGGAUCAUUCUUACAAAGACAAAACAGGUAAAGCUGGCUGUACCUUCUCUUAGAAGCAAGGAUUGGAAGAGCAAGUUCAAAUAUAUUUCAAAGAACAUAUGUAAGGAGAGAUGCUGUGCCCUCGCAUUGUAGUGUGAGAAACUGACCUCCUGUACCCAGCCAGGACAUCACAGAAACAACAACAACAACAACAAAAUGUAAAUGCUGAAACAAUUGUAAGCAAUAUAUUGAAAGAACAAGUGCAGAAUUGAGAAAUGUGUACAAGGAGAGAUGUUUUCCCUUCUCAUCCUAGUGUGAAGAGCAAGGAACAUCAGCACUCCUCCUGUAUGGCUCCAUGGAAUGUCAAAACUAACAAAGAAUUGUAGUCGCUAGACUUGCGUACAUUCAUAUAGUGUACAUAUACAGCAAAAAACUAACAAUCGUAUAUGGGUCAAAGCAGCUUCCAUACAAAUAAAAAAAUUGUAAAAGCAAAAUUUAGAUAGACUAACAUAUCGUUCCUGCAAACCAUCAAGAUCCCUCAACAGCCUUGUACCCUGAACACUGCAAGAUCCACCAGGAUGGAGAAGAUGGAGCUGGAACUCCAGGAGAGUGACUUAUUUGUACGACGCAUGUUGUCCAUCAAUGCACGUGAUGCUGGUGGCGGCGGUGGUGGUGGUGCGGCCCGGCCUGCCCCUCCCCCCACCAAGCCUUUCCCAUUCCCCAAACAUCCUAAGCCUCGCCCCCAACACCUCCCCUUGAAAACAAAGAAUGAUGAUGAGAUGAAUUUUCCACCCCCUCCCAAGAACACGCCGCCCCCUAAGCCACCAAGGCAGCUGCAUGCCCUUCAGAGGCAGCCAGUGGAUGUCCAGCAUGAUGCCUUAACUGGCCUGACAUCACUAGAGCUCACGCAUCUGGUGAGUCAAAAGUUCCUCAAGGAUUUUGACCAGAAGCAAGACCAGUAUGAGGAGCUGCCAGACUUUAUUCCUCCCUUUCCUGUUCCUUCUCCUUCUGGGAAGCCUUUUGUAAACAGCAACCUAAGCCUACACAGUAUGUCGCUGGACGCCAUGUCAUGCACCCGUUGUGGGGACGGGUUUGAGCCCCAGGAGAAGAUCGUCAACUCCAACGGGCAGCUGUGGCACAAGCAAUGCUUUGUGUGCGCCCAGUGCUUCAGACCAUUCCCUGAUGACAUCUUUUAUGAGUUUGAGGGACGGAAGUACUGUGAGCAUGACUUCCAGGUGCUCUUUGCCCCCUGCUGCGGCAAGUGUAACGAGUUCAUCAUUGGGCGCGUGAUCAAGGCAAUGGCCAGCAGCUGGCACCCCCAAUGCUUCACCUGUGAGCUCUGCCAUAAGGAGCUGGCGGACCUGGGCUUCAUUCGUAAUGCAGGCCGUGCGCUGUGCCACGAGUGCAACGCCCGGAUCAAGGCUGAGUCCCAGGGGAAGUACAUGUGUCACAAGUGCCACUCCACCAUUGACGGCCAGCCUCUGAGGUGGAGGGGCGAUACCUUCCACCCGUACCACUUCAACUGCGCCUCCUGCGGGGUGGAGCUGACCGCUGCCGCCAGGGAGGUCAAGAGCCGCCCGGGAUGCACCGCCAAUGAGAUGAAUGAACUUUACUGCCUGAGGUGCCACGACAAGAUGGGCAUUCCAAUUUGUGGAGCAUGUCGCCGGCCUAUUGAGGAAAGAGUUGUUACUGCCUUAGGGAAGCAUUGGCACGUGGAGCAUUUUGUGUGCGCCAAGUGUGAAAAGCCCUUCAUGGGGAACCGCCAUUAUGAACGCAAGGGAUUGGCCUAUUGUGAAACCCAUUACCAUGAGCUGUUUGGAAACCUGUGCUUCGUUUGCAACACUGUGAUCUAUGGAGAUGUUGUGACGGCUCUCAACAAGGCCUGGUGCCAGCACCACUUUGCCUGCGCCACGUGUGACACCAAGAUGACGCAGAAGACAAAGUUCUUUGAGUUUGAUCAGAAGCCGAUCUGUAAGAAGUGCUAUGAGAAGUUCCCUCAGGAGCUGAAGAAGAGGCUCAAGAAACACCAUGAUGCCCAGGCAAGAGGGGGCAAGCCUCAGCUGUAGAUGAUGUCUUCCCUCCUCUCCAUCAGAAGCUUAGCCUUUUCCUCCCCACCACCUGCUCCACCAGCCUUGCCAUCCACCUGUGAACACCCACACUGAAGAAUUCUCACAUAGAUAGAGACAUGAGGAAGCAGGUAUGAUUUUAGAAUCAUAUUUACACACUUAAGCAGUUGUAUUUAUAUAUGAGGCCUGCCAUAAUAAUGUCAUUAGAUCCCAUUACCUUUAUAUUAGUUAUUUUGAAGCCUUUAGGGUCAUGACUGCCAAGGUUGCUGUGGGCAAGGUGGCUGAGAGAGAAAAGUGGGAAAUUGCUUGGCUGAAGUCGUGUAUACUGAUCGCUUUAUGAAAUAUGUUGUUUUAAUGCAGUACGAAAAGUAUUUUCAUCUCACUUCUUAAUAGGUUAUUCAUUGUGUUUCUAUGCUAAUCUCUUAUGUGUCUUAGAUGUAGUAUACCUAUAUUAAUUAUGUAGUAAAUAGACCUUGAUGUGUUCUAUAGUUUUGUGUCUGUGUUCUCAACACAUUUAUGUUUUAGUUAGUGUUUUUUCAUGAGUGACCAAGAAGUUACAGUUGAAGAAUCUCCUGUCAGUACCCUUCAGAGGUGUUGUUAGUGCUGUUUCUCAUCGUUUGUACUUAUUGGAUUUGAACUACACUUAUUGUAUUUCAUAAACCAACCCAAGUUUAUUUUAUAUAAUAUUUUUUGUUUUCAUUUGAUACCAUUUGUCAUUAUUUGGCAAAACAUUUUUUCAACAAUUACAAAAAUGAACACAAUUUUUAUUUGUCAGAACAAUAUCAACAAGAGUAAACAAUAUCUUUUGCUUUUCCCUGGCUGUACCCUGAACCUGUCUGUGCCCUCACCUGUAACAAACUUUUGGAUGUACAGACUUUGUGUUUUCUUUGAUUAGUUACUAGAAAGAGUUCGCUGUAUAAACCUGAUGUAUGCCACAUAUCCAAUGUAGGUGUCACUCUUCAUGCUGUACAUUCAUCUCUCCAGUGAUGCUGCCUCCCGCCAGGCACACCCUGCUUUCAGUGCCAAAUAGAAUUAUCUUGUCUGUGGUUGUUCAUUUUGCUAGUGUUAGUAUAAUGCAGUGGACCCUGUCACUGCUGAUUAUUUUUAUUCUUUAUUUUUUAUUAUUUUUUUAUGUUUAGCCUAAGGUGCCAUUCUUGAUGGGGCUUGCUGGUCAGUUCCAGCCUGUUAUGGUGCUUGGCUCAUGCUGCCCCCAGGACCUCUUUUUUUAUCCUCUUUAGAGAGCUAGUCUAAAGUCUGGGUUGUUAGGUGGUCUUUACCAUAGCAUGUAGGUGGUCCAAGGCCACUCAGCUAUGAUUGAACAUUGUCAGUUUGUAGUGGCGGGUGGGACUUGAACCCAGGCCCUCCAGGAUGCUGUGCCCGCGCGCUGAUCACUUGGUUCAGUGUUCAGGAGUUGUCAGUUUUGUCCCCAGGUCCUUCCUGAUUUCUUGAGUUAGUAGAGACUGACUGCUUUUUCUGAUAAAAGAUAAAUAUCUAAUGCAUGAAAUAAUCUCAUAUUUAGAUGUUCAUGAUUCAUGUAAAAAGAGGUUGAAGUUGAAGAUGGUAAAAUUAGGAAUUAAUGAUCAUUGUCUCUUUGGGAAGUGAGUGAGGGAUGGAGUGACAAAAUUUGACUUUGGGAUGAAUCUGUACAGUAGCUGAGAAGGGCCUGGAAAGCAGCUUCCAGGCUCAUCCUCGGUGCUGCUGUGCCUCUGGUCCUGCUGUGUUGCUGCUGAAUACAUGGGUGCUAAUCCUGGGCUUAGUAGAUGCAAACCUCACCCUUAAAAGCUUGAGGGACUAACGUGUCAUGUCAUUCACCUCCUUUUAGCUGCUCUAUUUUGUCUUAACUUCAGCAUCUUGAUUUUCUUGUUUCUUUUAAUCUUUGUGCUCUUGCCUCUAUCAUCUCUUGAGUAACCUGUUCUAGAGGGUCCCCUCAUUCAGCAGAGUUCUGAGUAGUUGAAGAAAUCAGUGGGUAUAUAACCUUACUACUUGAAUUUGUGUUAUAGCUUGAGCAGCAGAAGGUGGUGGCUUGGGUGUUGGCAGGCUAAAAAUGUGGAAAUUAUCGCUUUAGUUCCAGGGAUGUCAUGGUGCUGCAUCAAUAUGUUUUUGUACCAUUCGUUCCCUCUCUGUAAGAAAAUAGAAGCAAGCAAGGCAGAGCUAUAGCUGAGUGCAUCCACCUUACUAAGCUUGCCAAGUCCCAUGCUAGCUAUAGUCCAAAAAUUUCAAAUAGCCCGUUUGGGCGGUGGAUUCCGCGGGUCCUUUCCUCCCCUCUGCUCUGCCACACAGUCACAACACCUAUUUUUCCCUCUCAUAUGUUAGCUAUAGCUGGCAUAUGAGAGGGAAAAAUAGGUGUUGUGACUGUGUGGCAGAGCAGAGGGGAGGAAAGGACCCAUGGAAUCCACCGCCCAAAUGGACUAUUUGAAAUGGUUGGACUAUACCAGAUCUGGGUUUAGGUACAGGUGACACAUCCAACCACUUUGGGCCCCUGUGUUCAUAGGGGCCCAAAACAGUGCCUCUGUGUUUCAGUGGUUAGCAUGUCUAGCUAUGAAUCCACGAGCCCGGGCAGUCAGCAUGCAGCCCAGCAAGCUGUUCAUCCUCCCUUUUGGACUGGUCCAUAAGUGGGGCAGGUAAACUGUGGCAGCCUGGCUGUCAUGCUGGCCCUGUGUCCUGAGGUAAUGGGACCAAUGUGAUGGAGAUAAGCAUUGAGGCCAUGCUCAGCUUUAGCAUAUACCUCCAACUAUGCUUUUUGCCUUUUCAAAAAAUAUAUAAUUUUAAGAGUAAUGAAUCAAAUGAUACUUGAUAUUUUAACCCGCCCGCUGCAAUUGGCACAGAUUUGGCUUUCACUGGUAGCCUGGUAACAUAUGCUCCCAGGUCUUUCUCUGCCUCUGUGGCGGAUAGUGGAGUGUUUCCCUUGUGGUAUUGGUGUGCUGGAUAUCCCGGGCUCCACAAUCCUGAUGAGGCCUGCCAGAAGACCUGAAUCAGCUCUGACAAUUGUGUUGUGAUUCAAUUAUAAGCUGAUGGUAGCAGGAAGGAUUAAAUUUCUGUGUGUCAGGAGUUUUUGCUGCAGUAGUUUCUACAGUUUAUUGUUCAUUAAUAACUUAAUAAGAAAUUUAAUCUGUAAACCUGAGGUGAGUUUGUUUAGUGAUUGAUUUCAGGUUUUUGGAAGGAAACUUGGUGUGGGUAUUUCAGAAGAGUUAUUUGCUGAUUGUUUUCAGAUUUUAUCAAAUAAGAGGUUUGUUGUUGAUUAUGAAGAGUUAUCUUAGGGAUUGCUGCAAUGUUUUUUGUCUUGCCGUAACUGACUAGGGUAUAAUGUGCAUAUUUCAGAAGUUAUUUUGGUGAUUGUUUGCAGAUUCUCUUUGUUGAAUGAGAACUGAAUAAGAAGUUUGAUAAAAAGAUUUUUUUUCUUUCAAUGUUGAUCGUGAAAGCUCACACUCACUGCCAAGCCUGAAUGCAUCAAAUACCUUGGAGCUCCUCUUGGUUUGUGUCUUCUCAAGUGGAGCAGUUUUGUGGUGGUGGUCCAGGAGUGUCUGAGUGAGAUGGGGCCGUGUCUAUAGAGUGUGUCCACCAGUCUGUGCACUUCUAUACUGGUACACUAAUUACACUUUAUUUAACCCUUAGAUGACAGUGGAACUAUAUAUAAACAGUCCAAUAUUCAGUCAGUCAGUUUUGUAUGGCAGAAAUAUAACAACACUUCCAGAUUGCAGUUAAAUCUAUUCAUAGAUGAUAGUUAAAACAUCUACAGGGCGUAACUAUGUUUAUGCUACGGUCCUAAGUUCGGCAAUGACUAUAUAUAGACUAUUCAUUUUUUGGGGAGCUACUCCUCAAAUGCUGCUGCCGUCUAAAGGUUAAUAAACUAAUUGGAGGGAACACAAAGUAAUAAUGUCCAAAAAUAUGACAUUUUCAGACAUAAAAUAAAUUUUUUCACUUACCUGCUUCUUAUAUGAGCGUUAUAAAUGCCCAUAUAAGAAGAAGGUUUUAUGUGAAACAAUUGUGAUACUUCAAGGUAUACAUAGGGACAGCUUCCUGCAUCAAAGAUAAUUUAUGUCAUAUUUAAAAAAAAAUUGUUUGGUAGGUUUGUAUGACUCAAUAAAUCCAAUUUUGGUAAAACAGAGGCUCAUUAGCGAGGGGGUUUGUUGUUAAUUUUUAUGUUGAAAUUAAUGCAUAACUAUGUAGUGCCUUAACGAUGCCUUAGUCACUGAAUCAAGCAUCAGCGUCACAAGUCUCCAGCCUUUUAAAAUAUUGCUUGCACUCCUUUGUGUUGCAGUCAAAGCUCUUUAAGUCGCCAGAGUUGGGGCAGAUGUCUUGCCAUCUGGACUGAAGAGCUGAGUUGAUAAUAGUAAAUAAGCACUUCACAUAUUUUCAUACAGGAGUAAUGUGAAAUCCAAGCCUAGGGAAGAGUAUAGAAGAGUUAAUGGGGCUCAUCAUCACUAUUGUAAAUAAAUGUGCAUGGGUGGCACUUAAAUGCAUCAUACUACUACUGCAAAGGACUUACUGAUGCAAGUUCCUAUAAAAAUUUGGUAAUGAAAUCAUCAAACGGGUAAUAAAACCCUGAGCAUGAACUACAGCAGUUGAUCAGCUGGCACAUGUAAACAUAAGCUAGGCAGUGUGGUCGGUGGUGACACAUCAGCCAGUUUUGUUUUCAAUUCCCUCAACUUUUUCCAUGACUCCUCUGGGGCUGCAUAACCACAUGGCCUCUGGGUCAUGCAGUGUCUCAUUUCCCAGGGCGAAUGCAGACACAAAGUGACGAAUCUCUGUAUACAGAAGAGUGCACGAUACACCACCCAGGGCCAUAUGAGGGCAGGCAGACAGCUUUAGGUUGUCUUGUCAUUCAUGGCAAGUCAUGUGUGGUAUUGUGUGCUCCUUAGAAUGAAUGACAUUAUGCCAUCCACGUCUUAGAGGGGCCUUUGGGUUGCCAACAGCUGGCACACUGCUGACCACAGUACUUUUUUUUUACUUUUCUAUAUAUGAUAAUGGCAUGCCACCAUGCCAAGUUAUCUCCAGUCCGUGGCACAUCGCCAACUUAAUUUAUGAUUCUUCCUACUUUUUUUCUGUAUUUGUUCAAAAUGAAGAAAACAGUUUCUUAGAUAAAUAUCUUUUUGAUGUGCCGACUUAAAGGGGUUUAGUACUGUAGCAUGUUAUACACUCAUCAGCAAUUGUUGUCACUGUUACAAGUUUUGUUCCUAGUGUUUGCUUUAAAAGAUUUAUACUUAAUCAGCUUUUCACCACAAUGUAUAUUGAUUAACAAAAUAUCUAAUAUUUCUAUUUUAAAGAUAGGACAUUCAUUUGGCUUUUAUCAAUAAAUAUUGAUUAACAA
Messenger RNA from Eriocheir sinensis (Chinese mitten crab), 7922 nucleotides. It is a transcript of the gene stck, whose product is annotated as LIM and senescent cell antigen-like-containing domain protein 1. The record is from RefSeq and is a predicted model, not a curated record. The coding region runs from base 1127 to 2614 and encodes 495 amino acids. Lineage: Eukaryota; Metazoa; Arthropoda; Malacostraca; Decapoda; Varunidae. The transcript is spliced from 8 exons. Gene Ontology annotation, biological process: cell-cell junction organization; cell-cell adhesion; positive regulation of substrate adhesion-dependent cell spreading. Gene Ontology annotation, cellular component: cell-cell junction; cytoplasm; focal adhesion.